UUUUAUUUUUAUGGUGUGUUUUGCCAGCCAGGUAUUUGGGAGUCCAUUAUGGAAAGAGUACUUCAGUGUCCAGGUAAGAGAAGGCAAAACUGAUUUCCAACAAAAAGUCGAAAUCGACAUGGCCAAACAACAGACAUAUCUUCAUGUUCCGGCUCACAACGACUUACAAGAGACGGAGACGUUUAGUGACAUUAAAGAGGGCUAUUCCAUUCUGUGUUACAAAGAAGAUGGAUACUGUAUUCUGAGAAAGGUGGAGGACACAGGGUUUGGUGAUAUUGACGGACUAAAGAAAGGCAUGGAAAACGUGCAGUUAAACGGUGGUGAAAUGAACGCUAAUACCGCCAUGGUUGUCCAUCAGUACCUCACCGUGAACCCAGUACCAAUCAUCGACCUUUCCUUUCUGAAAAAUGAUGCCAUUACAUUCCUGGGUGGUCGACCACUCCAUAACAGUACUACAUACAAGCUGCCGCCUAACGCCAAGUUUCUUGCAGAUUCCUCUGUAGACAAAAGGAAGCAAAAGCGGGCAGUAGAUAUUCAGCCAUCAUCAUAUUUUAUUUGCAAUUCAAUGCCAGAGUAUAUUUGGGGCUACACGACAAACACAGGAGGCGAACACAUCACUGUUUGCGGUCGUGACAACUACAAUCACAUCUGCCUACAAAUUCAUGACGCACAACACACAUUAAUGAAAUACUUGUGUUGCCCUGGUGUGUACGUACUUAGUAAAUGUAUAUGCAUGUCACAUACACAAGGUAUUAUAGGCUAAAAUCUUUUAGAGGGUUAGAUAUUUCCUCAAAUCCUUUGUGGUCAGAGAAAAUAAAACAAUAAAAAUUUGGAAAACAUGUGGUUAAUAUUUAAAACGUAAAACAAUUGGAAAUUGCCCCAUUUUGCCACAACCAGGAAAAAUAACAAUAUAUUGCCAUAUGUAUUGUAUAUUAUAUAAUGUGUUUUUACAUGUGUUUGAGAUACAUGCCAUACCUCCACAUCCUACUAUGUUAAAUACUAAUGAAUAUGAUUCGAGUGUCUUGUCUCUAGUGGUUUAAUUGACGAUAGUGGUUGUGACUGUUAUGGCUGUUAUUGAUGGCAACGGGUAUUUUUACUGCUAUGAAUGGGACAUGUUUUUAUGAAUGGAACCGUUUCUGUAGGAUAUUGUCACCUCAGAAGCCAACGGGUCGUAACAUUGGCAGGAGUAAAUUAGACGAAGUGUGCGAAAGAUUUUACAGUUCAGCUUAGACGACAUCUUUCAUUGGUAAUUCUAAUUCUCCGGAUCAUAUUGUUUACCAAUUUUAUCUUAAACAAGUCUGUCGAUAGAGAGAACUACUCCCUUAUAGUGAGAAAACACCGUCUACUGUUAUUAUAAAAUCAUUUGUAAUGUGUCAUAUAGUCAUUAUGGGCGGCCAUAAGGGCAAAAAUUCAU
Messenger RNA from Lingula anatina, 1414 nucleotides. RefSeq lists its product as uncharacterized. Lineage: Eukaryota; Metazoa; Brachiopoda; Lingulata; Lingulida; Lingulidae. The record is from RefSeq and is a predicted model, not a curated record.